AUAAUCAAUUUUUAACAAACAUCCAUAAUAAAUGCUUAUCGACCAAUCUUUUUAGCCGAUCAAACCCGUCAAAACAACUAUUGCGAAAAAGCAAUAGUAUUUGAAGAAGAAAACAUGUCAUUUUUUCUAUCAAAGUGAAGUGAUAAACAGUGAACCUCACCAUUUAUCUUCAUUACUACACCCUUAAACUCUCAAUCUUGAGCAUUUCUUCUGUGAUUCAAUCAGGAAGCUGACCGAUAAAGAAACCAUACACCGUAUAAUGGCAAGUUUUAGUUUUUGUCCAGCGUUUCACAGCCCUAUUAUCCGAAACAACAACACAGAAUCAAAAUGGUCUAACAACAAAAACAUUCACAAAGCUCCUUGUAUAAAGGCAAUGAAAGUAGAGAAGCCCUUGGAAGAACUUUACAACAUCAGGGUAGAAAGAAAAGUAACUCCCGAACGAUUAAAAGAGCUUGGGGUUUCAAAAUGGUCAAUGUGGAAAACAGGAAAAUGUAAACUGCCUUGGGACUGGCAUGUGGAUCAGCUCGUUUACAUCGAAGAGGGAGAGGUUAGAGUAGUUCCAGAAGGAAGCAAACAUUUUAUGAGUUUUAAAGCCGGUGACCUUGUGCGUUACCCUAAGUGGUUCGAGGCCGACUUGUGGUUCAAUGAUUUCUACGUAGAACGUUAUAGUUUUCGCGCUUAUGGAGACGAUUAAACAUUUUGUGCUAGGUGGCUCUCUUUAAAUUCUAAUAAUGUUAGAUAUGUAGCAACUCAGAUGUAAAACGGUUAACGAUAUCAAUAUAUGCAACCUCUGUUGUAGUCUA
Molecule: messenger RNA, 803 nt
Organism: Amaranthus tricolor (Joseph's coat)
Lineage: Eukaryota; Viridiplantae; Streptophyta; Magnoliopsida; Caryophyllales; Amaranthaceae
Exons: 2
Coding region: 260-694 (144 amino acids)
Source: RefSeq, a predicted model, not a curated record